AUGGCAGACAAUCAACAUCAACCGGAUCCAUUCGCCGAAGGUCUCUGGGUACUUGAUGAUACUGGAAAAAAUCUCGGAUUCAUGCGCGAAGAAGAGCUCGACCGGAAUUUCACCGAGCUCGCCGAUAAUACGUUGGUUGAAGAGACAUCCCCAGAGGCCAUCACCAAAUACCUUUGCACCCUGACUGCCACUCAGACGAAGAUACACGAUGACCUGCGCGACUUAGGCUGGAACUACGCUGCCAUUCACAACUUUCUCACUAUUCUUGAAAACGCACAGCUGUACAAUUGUGCAAUGCUACGCAAAAAGGGAUACACAGAAUCUGAAAUUGACAGGCUCGACGCUCUUGGCAAUCAAAAUUUGAUGGAUUUCUCGCAUCUCAAACGUGGACUUGCCAGCUUAGCUGAUGAAAAGUAUCAAAUGCAACUGUACUUACUGGAGGAGGUGAAACGAAGACGUCUGAUUAUGCUUGGAGAAAAAUAG
Messenger RNA from Penicillium canescens, 483 nucleotides. RefSeq lists its product as uncharacterized. The record is from RefSeq and is a predicted model, not a curated record. The transcript has a single exon. Lineage: Eukaryota; Fungi; Ascomycota; Eurotiomycetes; Eurotiales; Aspergillaceae. Bases 1 to 483 code for a protein of 160 amino acids.